Molecule: messenger RNA, 2883 nt
Organism: Aspergillus melleus
Lineage: Eukaryota; Fungi; Ascomycota; Eurotiomycetes; Eurotiales; Aspergillaceae
Gene: atg1
Product: serine/threonine protein kinase ATG1
Exons: 3
Coding region: 1-2883 (960 amino acids)
Biological process (GO): peptidyl-serine phosphorylation; protein autophosphorylation; autophagy
Cellular component (GO): autophagosome; cytoplasm
Molecular function (GO): protein serine/threonine kinase activity; ATP binding
Source: RefSeq, a predicted model, not a curated record
AUGCCGAUUGGUCGUUACACUCGCCUCGGUGAAAUUGGUCGAGGAAGCUUUGCCACGGUUUACCAAGGUGUACAUACGAAAUCUAGUACUUACGUCGCCAUCAAAUCGGUCAACCUGUCGAAACUAAAUAAGAAGUUGAGGGAAAAUCUCUCGUCGGAAAUCCAUAUCCUCAAGGGUCUUUAUCACCCGCAUAUCGUUGCGCUUAUCGACUGUCAUGAGACGACAGCGCAUAUCCAUCUAGUAAUGGAGUUCUGCGCUUUGGGCGAUCUUUCCGUGUUUAUCAAACGACGAGAAUCGCUCGUGGAUCAUGAGUAUACGAGGGAGAUGAUGAGGAAAUAUCCGCAACCUCGUGGUGGCGCACUGAACGAGGUGGUGGUUCGCCAUUUCCUCAAGCAACUAUCUAGCGCUCUGAAGUUCCUGCGAGACCGAAACCUAAUACACCGCGACAUCAAGCCUCAGAAUCUCCUUCUUUGUCCUUCUCCUACAUCGUUCGAGGCUGGCCUCGCUCCGAAGAUACCGUUCAAGGGCAAUGAAGACUCGUUCAACCCCACGACGGGACUUGCAUCAUUGCCUAUGCUGAAGAUUGCAGAUUUCGGGUUCGCUCGGUCUUUGCCGGCCACGUCGCUGGCCGAAACACUCUGUGGCUCGCCGUUGUAUAUGGCCCCUGAGAUACUGCGCUACGAGAAAUAUGACGCUAAAGCCGAUCUAUGGUCGGUAGGGACGGUUUUGUACGAGAUGGUGGUCGGCAAGCCUCCCUUCCGCGCCACAAACCAUGUCGAGCUGCUGCGCAAGAUCGAGAAGGGCGAGGAUAAGAUCAGAUUCCCCGAAGACAAUACCGCCUCGGAGGACAUCAAGACAUUGAUCCGGAUGCUCUUGAAACGAAACCCUGUCGAACGAAUGAAUUUCUCUGAUUUCUUUAAUUGUGGCAUAAUUACGGGGCCUAUUCCCGGUGUAGUAGCCGAUGAUGCGCCCACACCAACCUCGCUUCCCGUCGAGGCCGGUCCUGUUGAAACAUCACCCAGGCCUGAAUCUCGAACCGGGUUUGGCACAUCCGCCGGGACACGGCGCGAGAAAGAUGCCUCGACCCCGGCAAAGACGCGAGAUGAACCACAGGGAUACCCGCCUCCUCAUCGCACGACGAGCAGUAACCCGAACCGAUCGGGGACUCCUCCGGCUGUCACGCCCAUGCGGAGGGUCGGCAGUGCGGAUCGUACUGCGUCUUCGCCCAGAGAACCCGCCUCCGGCACAACUCCACAGAGGCCCCCCGUCGUUGCUACCGCCACGGCGCCCGGGCGACAGGAACUGGUGGACCGACACGCUAUGGCCCUCGCCAUGGAGCGGCAGAGGAGUCGGAACACUCACUCGGGAUCGUCCCCAUCCGAGAAGCCGGCUGCGGAGAAGACGAAGGACGAACGAGAGCGCGCGGCACAAGACGUGGCGUUUGAGAGAGACUACGUGCUCGUGGAGAAACGCGCCGUGGAGGUGAACGCUUUCGCCGAUGAAUUAGCUCACAGUCCUCGCUUUCAGACCGGAUACACCAAGAAUCCGCAGGCUGGCGCUCUCUCCCGCCGAUCCACCACACAAGGAGUGCCUACGGGGACGGCCACGUCGCCUCUUGCUACGACCGGUAAGGCAAUGCAGGUUGCUUCUGGGCGGACACGAGCCGACUCAGCUCAUGCGCGACAACCCUCGUACGAACGGCGGUACGGACAGAGCCCAACGUCAGCCACGUCGGCAAUUUCCAAGGCGCUCAAUAUGGCAAGCGGGCGGCUAUUCGGCGUGGGUUUCUCCCCACCUAUGCCCAUCACGAAAGGUGGCCGUUCGCCUCCCUUGGCUUACAAUCCGUUCCCCGCAUAUCCCGCCGCCCAAGCCAAUAUGAUGCUCGUCGGGGACGGGUCUAAGACGAACAUGGCCAUGGACGAAGAUGCCAAGAUCGUCCAACUGAUUGAAGAGUGUGCUACUCGCAGCGACGUUGUCUACGGGUUUGCCGAGGUGAAAUACAAACAACUGAUCCCCCUCGCCCCAUCCGUUCAAACCGAUCCCCAGGGCAAAGCCAACUUUCCUGGGGACCAGACCGACUCGACCGAUGGCGGACUCACGGUCGAUGCCAUCGUGACCCUAUCAGAGGAGGCUUUGGUUCUAUACGUAAAGGCGCUCUCUCUAUUGGCAAAGUCGAUGGACAUCGCCGGCAGCUGGUGGACGCGAAAGAACCGCGGCGAAGGGUUUGCCGAUCCCGGCUUGAGUAGGGCUGAUGCUGCGAGCGCUCUCGUCGGCAACCGGAUUAACAACGUUGUCCAAUGGGUGCGGAACCGAUUUAACGAGGUUUUGGAGAAAGGAGAAUUUGUCCGCCUCAAGUUGGUCGAAGGGCAGAGGCGAUUGCCAAUCGAUCACCCCAGCCAUCCGAACAAUAUUUCGGUCGGCUCGUCCGUAGGAUCGGGCUCCACUGCCGAUGUCGUUGUCAGUUCCGGAGUGACCGCCGAGAAAUUGAUGUACGACCGUGCCCUGGAGAUGAGUCGGGCAGCUGCCAUCAACGAGCUAACAAGCGAGGAUCUUUCCGGCUGCGAGAUCGCCUACGUGACGGCCAUCCGGAUGUUGGAGGCAGUCUUGGAGGAUGAGGAAGUACCGCAGUCGGGACAGGGUCCGAACGCCGGCAAAGGCGACUCCCGAAAAGACCAUGACAAGAUCAUGUUGGACGGGGUGCAAUCUGAAGACCGGCGGGUGGUGAUCAAAUUGGUGUCGAGCAUCCGAGGCCGACUAAACUCUCUCCGCAAGAAACUCACGCUCUUAGCGUCACGCCAAACUCCUCCGUCGAGCUGCCCGGGCAAGAUAGCUCCGUCGAAUCUGGUCCCUGCAGCUCAGGCAGUUGGAGCAACCCCGAAGUGA